AUAUACAACAUUGGCAUGCUGGUUGACAUACACACUGCUAGAAAGCACUUGAGAGAGAAAGAUCCAGACAGAGGAAGAGAGAGGUUAUGGACCUGCCAUCAGGUGUCUACAGAGACACUGAGGACAAACCCAUCACAAUCAGCACAGUACAGCUGUGAGAAGAAGCAGAAAACACGAGAAGAGAACCAUUUGAUGGAAGAUAAGAAAAAGAAAAGGCAAGAAGAGAAGAAAAAGAAAGAAGCUGCUCAGAAAAAGGCCACAGAACAGAUAACCAAAGACAACUGUGAACUCCCUCUCGUCAAAGUGCCAGACUCUGCCAAGCUCGACCCCACCCCUCCUCUUCCCCCCGUCAACCCCAGUGCCGUCCCAUCUGUACCCCCAAGCAGUGGCAAUGGCAAGCGUGCCCCAUCCGGAGGUCAGCCGCAGACAGCACAGCAGCCCCAGACUCCGCUCCAGCAACGCUACCCACCCAGAGAGGUGCCCCCGCGCUUCCGACAACAGGAGCACAAGCAGCUGUUGAAGAGGGGCCAGCCUCUGCCCACCGGGACCCUGCCUCUCACCACAACGAGACGUCCCGCCACUACUGAACCUGCAGCAGCAGUAGCCAUACACUCCUCUCCCUCCUGCUCCUCUUCCUCCACAGCCAGCCUGCCUACAGAACUGCCCCCACAGAGCGGCCAGGGAGCGCAGUAUGAUAAUCCCCUCUGGGGACACCUGCCAGCCAACCGGAGUGCCACAAGUGCUGCAUCUUCCACCAAUCUCAGUGGCUGGGAUCAACUGAUCAUUGACCAGAAGGACACAGAGGCUUGGCCUUCUAUUACCCUCAGCCAGAGCCAGGCCACUCCAGGAGGAUGCCCUUUGGACACUGACCCCGGUCGCCUGACCAGCAGCAGCAGCAGCAGCAGCAGUAGUACUAGCAGUAGUUGUAGUACAGUGAGUAUGGCCACUGGGGCCAAUAGCCAGACAGGCCACUUCUCUGCCAACCAUCUUAGCAGCAAGGCCAACAGUGGGCCCAGCCCUGCAAAUCAUACUGGAACCAGCAUGCUCUCUAGCCAGGUUGCAGCAAAUCGCAGCUGGGGCUCUGGGCCUGGACCCUCCCAUUGCCCCCCUCAGUCCUCAGCGGGGAAUGAAGGGAAGAGUGACAGCCCAGUGGGGGGAGGAGGCAGCAGGGGCUGGGGCUCUUCUUCAUCAUCCUCCAGCACCAACUUUAACUUGAACCUAAACCCUAAUGCCAACCCUUCUGCCUGGCCCAUGUUGGGGCAUGAUGGGGGUGGCACAGGGGGAGGCAGCUCAGGGGGAGCCAACACCAUUUCACCUCCUCAACCUACACCCAACCUCUGUAAUCCACCUGGCCCCCAACCAGCCCAGACCAGCACCUGUACCGGAGCCAACACUAACAGCAACUCCUCGGGGAUUGGCAGCGCCUGGGGUAACAUAAUGACCUCUGACACGUCAGAGCCACACUCCUCCCCGUCCACAAAUGUGUCUUUCAGUUCAGAACCUCAGAACCUUAAAACUGAUGGACCAAAUCACACUAAUAAGCAGGAACCCCCCAGCCCCAUCCGCAACUUGCCUGGCUGGGGUAGUGCACCUGUAAGCUUGGGUUCCAUGGCCCAGCCCCCACCAGGGGGCCCACAGGUCAAUGGAGAAGAAGGUAGCUCAGUAUGGGGUAACAGUGGCGACUCAAAGGCACCUUCAUCUAAGGAGGCACCUGGUUGGGACUCUGGCUGGGGCUGUGGAGGAGGUGGAGCAGGAAACUCUGGAAGCUGGGGUGACCAGUCAGGUGGAGGCUGGGGGAAGCAGCACACUGAAGAGGCCCAGGGAGGCUGGGAUGCCCCCAGCUCUCCUCCUCAGGAUCCACAGGCUAGUCCUUGGAACAGAGCUGUGAGCACAGCUGGUGCCAGUGAAGGGAGCAGUGACAGCAUCGAAGGACAUCCCCGGCACAGAGACCGCUCAUCCAGUGAUAAUCCAGCUCCCCUGCUGCCUGCCCAGGAUCUGGACCCCAGGGUGUUGUGUAACACUGGCUGGGGACAGACCCCUGUUCGCCAGCACACCUCCUGGGACAUGGACAAUACUAAACGCAAGAAUGAUGUAGGCGCUGAAUCAUGGGGCUCUGGCCCAACCACUCCAAGCGAUGCCCAGGGGCCCUCCAACACUAACCUGGGCCCCUCUCAGAGGACUGACCCUGGGAGCAAAAAUGAUGUGCCUGGUUCUCAAGGAGCUUCAGGUUGGGGGGGGAGCAUAGCUGCUACCAACCAGUCUAGCUCUGGUUGGGGAGAGCCACCCAACAACAUUAAGCCCCCAAGUGGCCCUGGUGGCUGGGGGAACCCUCCAGCAGGAGGCCCCACCACCAAUAUACCGAAGAAUGGGGGUCAGUCCUGGGGAGAGGAGAAGUCAGCUGGGUGGGAUGAAUCUCACAUCAAGGCAACAUCCCAGGGCUGGGGAGAGCAACCCAAAGCAUCCCACAGCUGGGGCAAUCGUGGAGGGAGCAGUAAUGCAGGAGACUGGAGAGAACCAGAAGAGAGCAAAAAGAGUCCCACCAACCCUGGGUGGGAGGGAGAAGCAGGAGGCUGGAAGGAAAACCCACGAGGCUGGGGAAUGUCUUCUUCAGGACCUGGGAUAUCUGGAGCUGGAGGAAAUGGAGGCUGGGGAGAGCCAGUUUGCCAGCGUCCCAGUGGCCUUCCCCAAGGUUGGGGGGGCAAGCCUCAGGAUGGGCCCAGUGGUAAUAGUGAAGGAGGGAGCAUAGGCUCUUGGGGUGGCUCAGGCUCAGUGAAGCAGAGUGGAGGCUGGAGUGGCAGUAAGCAGGAGUCCUCAGCUGAGGGUGAGCCUACAGGCUGGGAAGAGCCCUCUCCACCUUCAAUCCGACGUAAGAUGGAGAUAGAUGAUGGGACCUCAGCUUGGGGUGACCCUGUUACCUACAACAAGGCAGUCAACCUGUGGGACCGGAACAAUCCGGGAAUGCCCCAGGCUAAAGUUACCACUGGAGGCAAUAACCCCCCAGGUCCCAAGAACAACCAUCCCCCCUCUCACAAUCACCCCUAUCACGGGCCGCCUGCACCUUUACAGAACCACGCCCAAAACUCCCAAAACCCAGGACCCACCAGUGGGCCCAUGGAUCCUGUUGUCCAACAUCAGUCUGGGCCAUCUCACAACAGGGGUCCCCUGAUAGCUCAAGGUUGGGGAGAGCGACCCAGCUCCCACACAAAAUCAGAGAGCACUUGGGGGGAACCUGCACCCCCUCCGGUCAGAGUGGACAAUGGGACGUCUGCCUGGGGAAAACCUACCGGGAGCUGUGGGGGCUGGGGAGACAGCAACCCAGACAGCUAUGGCAGGGGCAACCCGACGAUGACAUCUGCAUCUUGCAAACCUGCCCCCAAAUCUAUGCAAGACGGAUGGGGAGGUGGAGGUGAAGAGCUGAACUUGUCGGGAGGUCAGUGGGAUGCUGAGGAGGGAGACAUGUGGAACAGCGCUGCCUCCCAGGAGAGCAACUCCUCCUGUAACUCUUGGGGCAAUGCAUCUAAAAAGAUCCCACAGAAGGGAAAGGUCCCAGGGAAGCAAGAAGAUGCCUGGAUCAUGAAUCGUCUCAUCAAACAGCUGACAGACAUGGGCUUCCCAAGGGAUCCAGCAGAGGAGGCUCUGAAGAGCAACAGCAUGAACCUGGACCAGGCCAUGAGUGCCCUGCUGGAGAAGAAGACGGAGCUGGACAAGCGGGGGAUGGGGAUAGCCGGCCACGACUACAACAACGGGCUCAUCAACAAGCCCAUGAGCAGCCCUCGGCCUCCGCUUCUUUCCAAAGACCCCUCGGCAGACCCCCGCUUGCCCUUCAUGGAUAAGCAGAUGCAGAGUGGAAUGUUUGGCGGCGGUGGAGCAGCACAAGCCCGGGCCAUGCAGCAGCCGCAGCCGCCUCCUCAGCCGCCAGUGCCGCCUCUCAGUUCCUCUCAGCCUAGUCUACGUGCUCAAGUGCCUCAGUUUCUCUCCCCUCAGGUUCAAGCACAGCUCUUACAGUUUGCAGCAAAAAACAUUGGUCUGAAUCCUGCACUUUUAACCUCACCAAUAAACCCUCAACAUAUGACCCUUCUGAAUCAACUUUACCAGCUGCAACUGGCAUACCAGCGUUUACAAAUUCAGCAGCAGAUGUUGCAGGCACAGCGCAACGUUUCUGGCCCCAUUCGACAACAAGAGCAGCAAGUUGCACGUACAAUCAAUAACAUGCAGCAGCAGAUCCAACAGCACCAGCGUCAGCUGGCCCAGGCCCUGCUAAUGAAGCAGCAGCAACAGCAGCCGCCCCCCUCCCACUCUGGCCUGCAUCCUGGCGGGGCCAAAUCCCCCCUGGAUUCAUUUCCAGGUCACCCCCAGGCUCCAGGCCUCCCUGACCUGCAGACCAAAGAGCCGCAGUCAUCUCCGAACACCUACAGCCCCUACUCUCUCUCUGGACUGAAUCCAAACAUGAAUGUAAACUGCAUGGAGGUGGGAAGUCUGUCUAUGAAGGAACCCCCCCAGCCUCAGUCGCGCCUGUCGCAGUGGACGCAUCCCAACUCCAUCGAAAGCCUCUCUGGAAGCUCAUCUCCUCUGGAGCCCAACCUGGGCAAGCAUGGUGAGAAGAGAAAGGGAAUCCCGGGUGCCAACCUGGGCCCCCCUAGUAAGCCCCAUCAGCUGGAGGACUCUUACAGCCCCUACAAUCUGAUGUCCAGCUCAGAGUCUCCUACCAGCCCCCUGGUCCCCCCAGACAGCUGGGGGCAGGGCAAGAGCAGCAGUGAUAAGAUGGCCAAUGGGACCAAUAUCAACUGGCCACCAGAGUUCUGCCCCGGCGUUCCCUGGAAGGGCCUCCAGAAUAUCGACCCUGAGACAGACCCCAACGUGACCCCCGGCAGUGUCCCCAGCGGGCCCACCAUCAACACCAACAUCCAAGAUGUCAACCGCUACCUGCUGCGGGACAGGAGUGGAGGCUCCUCUCCCACUUCAUCUCAGAACGAGGCUCUGCCUCCCUCCACUGAUUGGCCAGUCAGUGCCUACACUAGCUCGUUCAGUCUGUCGUCCCCGGAGACGGACGAUGCAGGUAAACUGUCAGAGAUGAAAUCUACUUGGUCUCCAGGCCCCAUUUCUCACAGCCAGGCCUCUCUGUCCCACGAGUUGUGGAAGGUCCCCCAGGGCCCCCGGAGCAGCAACACGGCCCCUUCCCGCCCCCCGCCUGGCCUCACCAACGCCAAGCCUUCCUCAACCUGGGGGGGCAACUCCCUGGGUCUGGCCCAAGGCUGGAGCAGCUCUUACACCACAGCAGGUACCACGUGGAGUACAGACAGCUCCACCAGGACCAGUAGCUGGCUGGUUCUGAGGAACCUUACUCCACAGAUUGAUGGUUCGACUCUGCGUACACUGUGCAUGCAGCACGGCCCCCUCAUCACAUUCCACCUCAACCUGACACAGGGCAACGCUGUGGUGCGCUACAGCUCCAAGGAUGAAGCUGCCAAGGCUCAGAAGUCCCUGCACAUGUGCGUGCUCGGGAACACCACCAUUCUGGCAGAGUUUGCUGGGGAAGAGGAAGUGAACCGCUUCUUUGCACAGGGCCAGUUGCUUGGCGGAACAACCAGCUGGCAGGCCACUCCAGGCACCAAUCAGACGCGGAUGGGUGGGUCCGUGUCCGGAGCCUCCCAUCCCAUCGGUCACUCACCCCACUGGAACAACAACAACGGCAGCAGCAGCAAUAGCAGUGGCCUGGGAACAGGCGGAGCAAAGACGGGCGGAGAGUUGCUGUGGGGUGGCGUGCAGCAGUAUUCCAGCCUGUGGGGACCCCCGAGUGGAGAAGAGGGACGGGUCAUGGGGAGUCCCACCCCAAUCAAUACGCUGCUGCCUGGGGACCUGCUGAGUGGGGAGUCCAUGUAGGACGGAAGAGCCCAGGCUUAACAAACACCAACAGGAGCAAAAACCUUGCAAAUCAUUGUGGAGAUAAUCAGUGUGGGUGUAACGGUGAAAAGGAGAGACGAGAGGAGGGCGAGGCUACAUCCUCGCUGCUCACCCUCGCCAACCUCCUCGACUCCAUUUCGUUUUUAAUGACAUUUCAGUUGCGGUUCUCUUGUGAAUCUCAGUGAGAGAUUUUGGUCACAGCGUUCAGCUCUUACUUUUGGAGACACAGGAAGUAGUCUUUCAUUCAACAAAGAAAGAGAACUUUUUACAGAAAUGAACUUUUGAGAACUCACCAUGUGAAACGUACUUUAGUCAAACUGACACAAUGACGAGCUGCCAUCUUUAAACUUGCGUAAUCCCUCUCGGCCUUUUGAGGCAAUCAUACUGCACCUCAGAUAUCCAUCGAAAGGCAUCAUUCCCAAAGUAAAACCCUUCAAUCAGAGUGGUUGUCGAACUUUCAGCUGGUCCAGACUCAACAUUUGUUUCUCUCAGCACUAAUAUUAGCCUUAACCUCUUUCCUGCCCUGCUAUCCUCACUCACUCUGUACUUGGUGAAGAAGCAUACGGACAAUUGCACACCCUUAUUUCUGAGCCAGUGAAACCUGAGUGGAGAGUACAUGCUGCUGCGGCUUAACAUAAGCAACUACAGCUCACAACUUCAGUGCAUUUUUGCAAGCAGAUUGAGUUCCCCACACAACGCUCAAAGGGAAUGAUGCAACUCUGUUCGCCGUGUUCAAGCCAUGUCUUUUUGUAGUGGUUUUUGUUUUUUUAUUUUUCUUCUUAAACCAUUGCAAACAAAGCUAAGAACUGAUAUUUUUCAAAUGUGUCUGUCAAUCUUAAUUGGAGGGUGGAGAGUUUUGGGGGGUCGUCGCGUGUACAGUUAUAGACGUGAUGGAUGACAAAAUUAACCACUGCUAUUACUAUGGAACUGUAAAGACAAAUAUUUCGAUGCACCUCAACUCAUCUGCGGGCAACUCGCAGUUUGGUCUCAGUCUUGGACCCUCUCACUGAUGUUGUGGAAAACCUCAAGUCGUAAAUGUUUCCCACCGGCGUGUAGUCAAUGACCCCACUCCACCCGCAAAAACACCAAGUGACGUGCAAUAUAAGCCACAGACUUUACCGUCCAAGCACCCUACCAUGACCUCUCAUGGAAAGAGAGGAGACUAUAAGGAAUGAUUGAACUGCAAAAGCUCUAUCUGUCCUGUAACACCCCCGACCCCUCCACCCUAAAACUGCCACUACUACCCUUCAUUUCCCAAGAGUGUGUGAGCUCAGGAGAGUAGCAAGCUGGUCUUCAACCACCUUCUGUCCAAGAUACAAGGACGUACACACAAAGCACUUCUUCAGCCAGCCUACUCUCCACACUUAUGCCAGUGACUAGUUUUGGGGGAGAAGGAGGGACAGUGUGUGUGUGUGUGUGUGUGUGUGUGUGUGUGUGUGUGUGUGUCUGUUUCUGUGUGUGUAUGUGCGUGCGUGCAUGCGUGUGUGUAUGUGUGCUUGGGGAGAAGGCAUCAAACCAAAAUGAGAUGAGCCUGUUUUCCUUUUUACCCAGAAGACCAGAUGAACUUUUUUUUCUUUUUGCCCAAAUUUGCGUAGGUAGAAAAGUAUGAAGCAAACAUUUGUGAAUAGGUGGUCUAUCAUAGCACUUAGCAAGGGCGUCGCAGCUCGUUAUACCCUUAAUGCCAACGAAUAGAAAAAUGAAGAAGCAACACUGGCAAAUAAAAACUGAAAAAACAAAGACAAAAAAAGCAAUCUGCUUAGUGGCUUCUCUAUAUACUUAUUUUUUAACUUAACAUGGAUGUGAAGAUGUUUUUUUUGUUUGUUUGUUUUUUCAAUCCUUCUUCCCUCAAGUCGGUGGGACCAGGAAGGAUGUCAAACAUGGUAGCAAAGUGAAGGGAAAUACAAAGAAAGAACUAACUCAACUGAUGAUGGGUGCAACAGGGAAAGACCCCAAAGCACUCAUCCUCACCCUCUUUAUCAAAGUAAAUAUCACUGUUACAUUGCAUACUUUGAAAUCUUUAGCCUUGGUGUCUGGAAACGCUCGACGUGUUUAUGUUUUACUGGGUCCAGCAGGGAGGAUCGGCAUCUUUAUCGUCCUUUUUUUUUUUUUUUAAGUGUUCUUUCUUUUGGAGGCCCUGCCAACCUGUGUGAUAGUGUGGCCACUGAGUGCCUGCCUGCUGCAGAGUGCAGUGCUCUGCAGCAGCCCUCACCCCACCCUCCCGCUCGCUUGCUGCCUCCCUGCAGAUCCCUACAGACUGCCCCCGGCCUCCAGGCCAAGAGCAGCUCUUUCAGAACUGGCCCACCUGUAUUAAAUUUACUACUACUGCUGCGCCAGAGUCUGUCCUCAGCAACCUCCAACUCCACUCUCUCUCUGUCUCUCUCCUGCAAGGAUCACUUUAGCCAGAGAUGGAGGCGUUUGAUGUGUUAUGUUUGUUUUUUUUCUUGGUUUCACUUAUGGAAUUGCCAGUGUGCAUUUUUAUUUUAUUGUUGUCAUGAAGUUUGCUGAUAUUGUUGCUGUUAUCAUUGAUGAUAUAGAUAAUGAUUGUUUCCUGAUUCAUGGCUUUUUUAAUAUUGGUCUUUAUGCAGUGUUCAGCUUCUCUCCUGCCCCUCCCACUGCCUCAGAGGCCGAAGCAGUGUGUAGUUUAGAGGUACGCUUCAGCCGUGCAGCAAGGCCAUACAAAACACUGCAGAUGUCUGUAGAAAAGGCUGGUGGGGGAGUUCUUUAUGUGGGGUUAUUGGAGUCCGACGGGGGCUUUGAAGAGUCAAAUAAAGUGGGGAAAGGUAGUGUAGUAAAAGGUUCUCCAGGAUAGUGAGCCAACUUCCUCUGUCCAUCCUGGAGCGCUCAACCUCUGCUCUAUGUUGUCUCAUAACACACACAUCCGUGUUGAUGGGCCUCACUCACACUGGUGCUUUAUGUUUAACUCUGGGAGCACUCAGUUACACUUAGAACCACCUCAACUUAUAACAGCCUUCCAUUUCUAUGCAAAGACAAGGAGGUGUUCGUUCACAGCCAUCUAGAAAAUCACAGCCAUCCCCCACAUCUGCCAAUCUUCGCUUAUCUCUCAACUUUUAUUACCAGGCAGCUUCCCUUGAAAACCUCCCUGGUUAAAAUGUAAGGGGCACCAAAAGAGCCUCUCUUCAAGGAUUUAGUCUCCCACUGUGUGGACAGAGCUACUAGAUAACACUAAAUGACCUGCUGGAGGCACUAGUGGUUGGCAAACAGAGUAACUUCUUGUCUUGUGCCAACUGAUCUACAAAUAUCUACUUCCACCUCGCCAUAUCCUAAUUUAUCUUUAGCGUGACGAGACUUAAGUUUCUUUUAUUGCUGCAGGGGUGUACACCACAAGCUCCAGCUGUAGGAGGCUUGAGGAGUAGAAGGGCAGGACAGAUGAAUGGUGCUGGUCUUUCACCAACAGGGGACUGGAAAUUUAGUGGAGAACCAGGCUGGGGGGGGGUCCCUAUAGUCCCUAUAGUCUCUAUAUGUGUCUGUGCACUGUUUAUGGGUCACAUCGGGUACAUCUCUUUAAAAACCAAAUACAUCUUUUUCUUUAUCAUCAAGGUUUUCGCAGAAACUAGAAACUACAAAAAAACGUCUGUUUCAGCUGUGCACUCCAAGGCUGAGAUGCCUGUGUUCUGUUUCUCUGCAAGCUGCCGCCUUCUCACCCCAUCUGGGCUCGUUCUCUGGGCCACAUGUGGGAAAGCUGUAUCCAGGUGGUUCAUUUUGGACCUCCAACCUGAAGGUCGCGCCAGCUAAUAUAUAACAGGUCAUUUCUGCACAUCUGGCUUUGGGGGUCAGGGUCCAAGCAGGGACCCAGUGUAUCAGCAGAAAUAGGGACACACCUCAAGUUUGGUACCAAGUCUUAAAACUUUUGGGAUUUGCCCUCUUCCAGAGUCGCUUUAGACUCACUUCAUUCAACAAAACAAUCACUAUUGCCUGUGUUGUCUGUCUGUGUGUUUGUUUGUUCCUGAAAACCUGCAUUUACUCCACACUGGACUUUAAUCAAGGAACUGGCGUUGAAGCUGGGAGUCGAAUAGAGUGGGAGGAUGGGUGACUGGGACGGAGGUCGAGUCUCAGAUGUGCCCUGGAUUUCUUGGCGCAGCACCAGCGCUGAGAGCCCCGGCCCCUCCCACACCCCUCGCCUGCACUCUUAUCUACCUGUCUAGUGUUGGAAAUCAGAUGCUCUCCCUUUUUUAAAGUCACACGGACUCAAAGGCAACUGGAGCUCGAGCAAAAUAUGCUUCUCAAUCAUGGAUCAGACAAGGGUGUGGGGCAGGGACCCCAAAAAGAGUUGAAUUAGCAAAUCUCUCUUUAAAAAAAAAAAAAAAAAAAAAAAAAAAAGGCCUGGGUUGAAUAUGCACAUGCUAGUUCAUA
Siniperca chuatsi (mandarin fish) is the source of this 10272-nucleotide messenger RNA. It is a transcript of the gene tnrc6c1, whose product is annotated as trinucleotide repeat containing adaptor 6C1. The record is from RefSeq and is a predicted model, not a curated record. Bases 16 to 5880 code for a protein of 1954 amino acids. Gene Ontology annotation, cellular component: nucleoplasm; P-body. Gene Ontology annotation, molecular function: RNA binding; protein binding. Lineage: Eukaryota; Metazoa; Chordata; Actinopteri; Centrarchiformes; Sinipercidae. Gene Ontology annotation, biological process: positive regulation of nuclear-transcribed mRNA poly(A) tail shortening; miRNA-mediated post-transcriptional gene silencing. The transcript is spliced from 23 exons.